Molecule: messenger RNA, 1402 nt
Organism: Alternaria rosae
Lineage: Eukaryota; Fungi; Ascomycota; Dothideomycetes; Pleosporales; Pleosporaceae
Product: putative methyltransferase-domain-containing protein
Exons: 1
Coding region: 88-951 (287 amino acids)
Cellular component (GO): nucleolus
Molecular function (GO): rRNA (adenine) methyltransferase activity
Source: RefSeq, a predicted model, not a curated record
ACUAGCGCUAAAUCCUUGCAUGUGAGCUCUCGGCGCCGCUCGACCAUCACCUUACCUCAGCCAUGUGACUGCAACACCAGAACAGCCAUGGCCGUCAAAAAGCGCCAAAAGACUCUGUCGCAUGGUCGGCCGCCCGUCAGUAAACCGAAAGAGCGGAUGACCUCGGAGCGCUCCAGGACUAUCAUUCGCACCCAUCACCGACUACAGAAGGAGCAUGCAGCAGCUUUGAAGAAGGGGGAUGCGAGCUCAGCACAAGAGAUUGCGCGAGCUAUCGAGAAGAAUGGCGGCAUCAAGAUGUACCAGGCUGCAAGCAAGCAAGGCCAGGCGAAAGACCGGGGUGGUGAUUCUAGCAAGUUGUUAGUCGACUGGCUCCAGCAAUCCAGGGUCUUGGACCCCAAAGCACGGGAUCGUCGAAGGGCUGGCGACGCCGAACUUAGAUGUCUCGAAGUCGGAGCUUUGUCGACCAAGAACGAGAUCUCCAAGUACGCAAGUGUUAUCGACAUGACGAGGAUCGAUCUGAACAGCCAGGGCCCGGGCAUCGAAAAGCAAGAUUUCAUGGAGCGACCACUUCCUACAUGCGACAACGAGCGCUUCGAUAUUGUCUCCCUAUCUCUAGUACUCAACUAUGUUCCGGAUGCCGUUGGUCGAGGCGAGAUGCUGAAGCGCAUCACUAGUUUCUUGAGAAAGGGGACUGAGACAGCCGAUUCUGUGUUGCCAGCUCUUUUCUUUGUCCUCCCUCUUCCGUGCAUCGACAACUCGCGCUAUCUCGACGAAGAGCUGUUUCUGGGGAUCAUGGGCGAUCUCGGUUUUACGAUGAGAUUCAGCAAAAACACCUCAAAGCUGUGCUACUACUUGUUUACUUUGACAAAUGAGCCUAAGGCUGCGACGGCCGAGAAAAGGAAGAUCAGAGAUGGAUCAGGAAUGAACAACUUCUGCAUCGUUGUGGAAUGAACGUCCAGAUGACGGCAGCUUGUCAUUAGUUGCCAAAUUACGCCGUUCACGCAGACUUUACUCGGCGACGAAGCAAGGCGAGAAUGCGCUCGAGCGCAAUUGGUUUGCCAUACAAGUCACAGACGAUCAAGAGGAUACUACUCCCGCAUUCUUUGGGAAUAGCAUGAUGUCACGAGAUCGUAGCGGUUCUAGUCGGCAUAGCCCUUUUCCAAGCGGAGACUUCGACUUGUGUGCUGUCACCGCGACUACAACAAUUCUGGCUACACCCGAAUGCAAGCGACUUCUCAGCAAACAAUCUCUCUAGAAGGAGCCGAUAUUUAGAUUGAUGGUGGGAGUACCACCGACGCCAUUGCGGGGCCGUUAUUGCAUGCUCUAGCCUGUUGUACUUGUAUGAGGGAAAGCUCGGAUCUGCAUCAUACACAUCCCGACAUCCAUUUAUGGAUUCAUACUU